Messenger RNA from Penicillium brevicompactum, 942 nucleotides. RefSeq names its product glycosyltransferase family 32 protein. Bases 1 to 942 code for a protein of 313 amino acids. Gene Ontology annotation, biological process: mannosyl-inositol phosphorylceramide biosynthetic process. The transcript is spliced from 2 exons. Lineage: Eukaryota; Fungi; Ascomycota; Eurotiomycetes; Eurotiales; Aspergillaceae. Gene Ontology annotation, molecular function: mannosyltransferase activity. The record is from RefSeq and is a predicted model, not a curated record.
AUGGUCGUCGGACUACUACUCCAGACUUUCGAGCCGCUCAUCACACUGCUACGCAGAAAUGAAGAGCUCUUCGGGUCUCGAGUAGCGCUCCACAUUCCGUAUACACCAGACGGUCGACAUCAAACCACCUUAUCCUACCAGAUACCGCGAAUUCUACACCAAACCACCGCAACCGAGACGAUUCCAGACAAGUGGAUCGAGCCGCAGCAGAGUUGCAAAGGGGCCUAUUCAGACUUUGAAUACAAGCUGUGGACCGAUGAGUCCGCUCGAAACUUUCUCUCCGUCGAAUAUCCCUGGUUCGUGGAUAUCUGGGAUACCUACACCUUCCCAAUCCAGCGUGCAGAUGCUCUACGCUAUUUCGUCCUGCAUCAUUUUGGUGGUGUCUACCUUGACAUGGAUACCUGGUGCAAUCAGAGUUUCCCCAUUCACGAAAUUGAAUUCGACAAUUUGACAAACUACGCCUUGUUCAAAUCAACAGUGCCAACUGGUGUAUCCAACGACUUCAUGAUUGUCUCUGCCCGGCAUCCAGUUUAUGCCGCAGCAAUUGCCAAGCUACCUAUCUUUCAUGAGAUAACUCACCUUUGGGCUCGAUGGCAACCAUAUUCCGCCAUCAUGAUAUCUGCCGGGCCCAUGUUCCUUACUCUGGUGAUAAAGGAAUACUUGCUUGAGCAGCCUUCGCUACCCUCGCCGGCAGUAGGAAUCAUCAAUGCAACGGAGUUAGCGCCAUUCAUCACCGACCUGGAGGGUGGCACUUGGCAUCGAUCAGACACACAGGUAGUCAUGUGGAUUGGAAAUAGGCCAUGGAGUUGGUUCCUCAUGGGGGCGAUUGGGUUAGCUGCUGGCUUAUUCAUCUUUCACCGGGUACUGAUGAUUAUUCCUGAUCGUGUACUUCGCAAGGCUGGUUCCAGUUCCUGCAAUCCGAAGCUGGCCAAGGCAUCAUGA